AUGGCAUCCCUCCCCAAGACGUACAAGGCGGCGGUUGUCGAGUCUAAGAGCGCGCCUCUCAAGAUUGUCGACCAGGAGCUGAAGCAGCCUGGCCCUGGCCUCAUCCUCGUCAAGGUGCUGGCUUGCGGUGUCUGCCACUCAGACGUGGGUAUGCAGGAGGGCGGGUUUGGCGACGUGUUCCCCCGGAUUCCAGGCCACGAGAUUGUCGGCGAUGUGGUGGCCGUCGGCGAGGGCGUAAGCAGGUUCUCUGGCGGAGAGCGAGUUGGAGGCGCCUGGCACGGAGGUCACGACGGAACGUGCAGACAGUGCCAGAAGGGCUUCUUCCAGACGUGCGACAACGAGACGGUCAACGGCGUGUUCCGCGACGGCGGGUACGCGCAGUACGUGCUGCUCCGGUCCGAGGCGGCGGUGCGGGUGCCCAAGGAUGUGGACCCGGCCGAGACGGCGCCGCUGCUCUGCGCUGGAGUGACGGUGUUCAACAGCAUCCGCAAGAUGCAGAUUGAGCAGGGAAACAUUGUGGCGAUCCAGGGCCUGGGCGGCCUCGGGCAUCUUGCGGUGCAGUACGCCAGCCGCAUGGGCUACAAGACGGUAGUGCUCAGCUCAGGGUCGUCCAAGAAGGAGUUCGCGACGAAGCUGGGCGCGCACGUGUACAUCGACUCGAGCGCGUCGGACCCCGUCAAGGAGCUAAAGAAGCUUGGGGGCGCAUCGCUCAUCAUCGCGACGGCGCCGAACCCCAAGAUCAUCUCGCCGCUUACCGGGGGUCUGCAGGCGGGCGGCAAGCUCUGCGUGCUCGCGCCGGUUGGCAAUCUCAAGGUUAACACGAUCGAUCUCAUCGUCGGCGGAAAAUCGGUCUGUGGCUGGCCCAGCGGGCACCAGAUGGACUCGGAAGAGGCCAUCGACUUUGCGGCGACGCACGGCAUCAAGUGCAUGAUUGAGCGCUUUUCCCUCGACGACGCGAAGAAGGCGUCGGAGCACAUGCUGUCCAACAAGGUCCGCUUCCGCAGUGUGUUGGUCAUGGAGUAA
Molecule: messenger RNA, 1023 nt
Organism: Colletotrichum higginsianum IMI 349063
Lineage: Eukaryota; Fungi; Ascomycota; Sordariomycetes; Glomerellales; Glomerellaceae
Product: Alcohol dehydrogenase GroES-like domain-containing protein
Exons: 2
Coding region: 1-1023 (340 amino acids)
Molecular function (GO): zinc ion binding; oxidoreductase activity
Source: RefSeq, a predicted model, not a curated record